Messenger RNA from Dujonia railenensis, 2187 nucleotides. NCBI's taxonomy places the organism in Eukaryota, Fungi, Ascomycota, Pichiomycetes, Serinales, Debaryomycetaceae. The record is from the annotation of a GenBank genome assembly.
AUGUAUUCGGCAACUAAGCUUUCAGAUCUUGAACAAUGGCUUCAUUUAAACUCAUUUUGGAACACCGAUAUCCUUGAAAUCAAGAAGUCAGAGAAGUUUAAUGGACUCGGAGUAUUCCAACGCAAGUGCGAUGUAGAAGAUGAUGAUCGCUUAUUACUCAGAAUUCCGAAGAGUAACAUUCUUUCAGUCAAGAAUUCGUGUAUAGCUAAUCUCUUAGAAGAUUAUGUAGAAGAGCAGAUUCAACGUGAGCUAGUAAACAAUGGUGAAGAAAACGAAGAUGAUGAAGAAGACACAGAUGAUGCAAAAGAAGAAGAAGAUCGCGUUGACUUAUCCAUUGAGUUGCAUAGUUUGCUUUUAUGUUUCAUUUAUGAACACUCCAUGGGACCAAAAUCUCCGUGGUUUGAAUACAUAAAUAGUAUAGACUUGGAAAGCGGCGACUUACCGCUUUGCUUAUGGGACGAAGAAGAUAAGAAGUUGUUGCAAAAUACUGAAUGUGAUUUACUUCACAUGUUGGACAUUUCCGAGUUAGUAGAACUAUUUGCUGAGUGUAUUCGCUUUGCAAGAUCCAACUCUAGUUACAUAAGUAUUCCAUCAGUCUUAAAUUGGGAAGGUGAUGACUUCCAGCAUGAACUUGUAAAAAGCAGAAGCCAAUUGGAAAAGUUUGGAACAUUCUUGCAAGCAGUUUUAUCUAGAAGCUUUCCAAUAGAUGGAUUCCAUGGACUUUCAUUGGUUCCAGGAGCCGAUAUGUUCAACCAUAGUGAUCUUGCUGAUGUAAAGUUCGUAAGAGAUGAAGACGUAUGUGAUCAAUGUGGGGAAAGAGAUUGUGAACAUGACCAAGAAGACGUGCAGGAUGAAGAAGAAGACUUUGAAGAAAUAGAUGAAGAUGACGAAGUUGACGGUUUUGAUGAAGAGGAAAUUGAGGAGAUCUUGAAUAAUGACGAUGACAUAGAGAGCGAAGAAGGUGAAAAUAACAUAGAGUCAGAAAGCAUAGAAGUAGAUAAUUUGGCGAAGAAGAAUGAAGAUGUUGAAGAAGAAGCCAUGGCUCUGGAUGAGGAACUAGAAAGCUCGGAGGAUGAAUUUGAAUCCGAAACUGAAUUGGUUAGCUCAGAAGAUGAGACUGCCACUGAAACCGAAGAAGUUGACGAAGAUGAAGAGGGAGAAGAUGUAGUUGAAGAAAUAACUGCUGAGUAUAUCAAAAUAAUGGAGACGGAAUUGGAGGAAGAGGAAAACGAAGAUGAGGAAAGUAAUAGUGAAGGGACAGACGAUAACGAAUCAUUACUUGAACUUUCCGAAGAUGAAGAUGAAGCAGGAAGCGAAAGUGCAGAUGCAGAUGAACUUGGUAAACAAUUGGCUACAGAUCAAUGCUGCGAUAUAUUCUUACUUAAUUCAAAGAAUGGUGAAGAGUUGUAUAACUUUUACGGAGAAUUUUCUAAUCCGAUUUUGCUUCAGAGAUAUGGGUUCAUCGAAGAGGAAAAUAUCAGUGAUUCUUGCAUGCUUACCGUGCAGAUGUUUGCCUAUUUAAAGAAGAUAACGGGAAGAAAAGGUACUCAGCUCAAUAUAAAGCUUCAAUGGUAUGACGAAAUGGGAUUUGAACUAGUUAACGAUUUGUUAACUAUAGGAUUACAGUCCAGCGGACAUGAUCAUGAUCAUGAUCACGAACAUGAACACAACCACGACCACGAUCAUGAAGGUGAAGAUUGCGAGGAGAGUCAGUGUUGUGAUUCUGAUGAUGAAGAUACUGAACAGGAAGAGGAACCAAUUUCGUGGGAGCUUUCGCCAAAAGUCACUUUGGAUGGUUCACCGACACCCCAGACUUACGCUUUGCUCAGACUUAUACUUAUGCCUUUUAAUCUCUUUCAGGCUAAAUUCCUCCAUUGUCAGAGUGAGAGUAAACUAUGCAGAAGGAUUUUAAAGCUACUUCUACCAAAUUCAAUGCCAAUUUUACACCCUAGAGUGAAGAGGGAACAUGAGGAGGUUUUCAAAGUGUUCAAUUUAUGGUGUAAAAAUAGAUUAAACAGAUACAGCGAUGGGCUAUCAACUGGCGAUUACAACCACCUAUUACAAGAUUCUUCCCUUUCGAGCCAAAGAAGGACAAUUUUUAGAUUAUUGAAACUGGAAAAGGAAAUAUUAGCAAGAGGAUGUGUCUUCUCAGCAAAAGAUCACGAUGCUCAAUAUUCAGAAGAAUAA